UAUUUAAAUACAUUCUCACCAUUACUCCAACAUUUAAUACCAACAAUAUCCUCUAAUUUCUCUCUCUAAAUAAAAUUAAUUCCAAAUUUUAGUUGCUCAAAAGGGAGAAUUAAGAUGAAGCAAAUAACCACAAGUGCAACCACUAGCCUAAGUUGUGGUAAGCACAAUUAUAAGAUGCAUAGAGAUUCACAUACAAUAUCCAAAUUGAAGCCGAAAAUACGAAUAAUUCAUAUAAUAGCACCAGAAAUCAUCAAAACAGAUGUAGAGAAUUUUCGCGAACUUGUACAAAGGCUAACGGGGAAGAAUGCUGAACGUGAAGUCAAAGGGAAAAAGGCGAAAAAAGAGAGGAAGAAGCUGAUAGAAUCAUCACCUCAACAACAACAAGAUCAAGACAUGAUGAUGAUGAACAUGUUGCUUCAAGAUGAUAAUACUAAAAAUUAUAGGAUAUUGAAAGAGGAAGAAAGUAGUAGUCAUGAAGAAGAAGGUAUAUAUGGAAGUAUUGAAAAUUCAUCAAAUGGAUUUUUGAGUGGUUUUGGAUCAAUGGAGGGAUUUAUUCAAGACUUGGGUGAUCAAUAUCCUCUAUUUCCUAAUUUCAAGCCUAAUCAAAUUACUAAUAUGUUUGGUGAGAUGCCCCUUUGCUAAAUAUUUUCUUGACAAAAAAAGGUUCCUUUGAUAUAAUUUUAACUUAUAUCCAUAGUGUGCGGAGGAUUGCGUGACCAUGAUCGAUGACUUCUUGAUUAAUUAUACCUUCUUCUUUUUUUCUAAUUUUUUUUUGGGGGGUUGGAUUUGGAGUGGUGAUCAAAAGGGAAGAUGCUGAUUGACUUUAAUUUGUUUUUCUUCAUUUGUAGAGAGAGAGAGAGAAGAUCC
Solanum dulcamara is the source of this 867-nucleotide messenger RNA. Its product is annotated as VQ motif-containing protein 25-like. The coding region runs from base 115 to 642 and encodes 175 amino acids. NCBI's taxonomy places the organism in Eukaryota, Viridiplantae, Streptophyta, Magnoliopsida, Solanales, Solanaceae. Gene Ontology annotation, cellular component: nucleus. The record is from RefSeq and is a predicted model, not a curated record. The transcript has a single exon.